GACUUGUAAAACCUUAACUAAUAGGACACAGCAGGUUUACGCAAAAAAAUUUAUGAAUCAAUCAACAACGCAAUGUCUCAUUACGCUUUUCCAAAGAGUCGUUGGCAAUGAUAUACGUAUAUAUUUUUUGUAAUUGUACAAUGAGUUUGUGUUGUGUUCUUGCACGCACACACACGCACACACACAGACGACAUGACUAAUCAAGGAGUGAAUGAAUUUCAUUAGUUCUGAUCAUAUUGUGAGUUGCUCUGUGACUCCUGUUUAUUCUCUCAACUCAUCAUGGCCCACUUUUCCUGUUUUGCCUUCUUCCUCAGUUAGUAAAGAACUGUACUGUAUUUUCUGCCCACCGUGCAAGCACCAUGCACACGGAACACAGAUAACCAGUGAAAGGCAGCUGAGUGAUAAUGAAGUCAAACAAUACCAUUGUUCAAACCACACGGUAGUUGUUUUAUAGUCAAAUGAGCGGCUGUCCUUUCUUUUGAGCGCUGACCCAAGCAGGGAGCAUUCAUUCACUGGUGCACAUCGGCGUGUUGGUUUCAUGACAAACGUGUAGGAAUGGAGACAAAAUCAUGUAUUGAUCUACAUCUGGACUCAGCUGAAGGAGGCCUGAAGGAGCUAGUGCUUCAAUGGUUCAUUGGGACACAGGCACAGAUCAUAUUACAAAAUGGAAACUUUCCUGACUGGUUUCAAGGAUUCACAGGAAGAAAGCAUGCAGAGGAUCUCCUGGGAGAUAAAGUUCUGGGAUCUUUUCUCAUCCGCCUCAGUGAUAAAGCCAUUGGCUACAUCCUUUCCUACAAGGGCCUUGACAGGUGCCGCCAUUUUGUUAUAACUCAAAACCAAGAGGAACUUUUUUUCAUAUCAGGUGACUGUCACACUUUUUCCUGCAUCGCUGACCUGAUAGAUCAUUACAAAAUCAGCCCCAUCCAGCCAUUUGGAGAAUACUUGACAUCCAGCUGUUAUGAGUCAAACGCAGGUGAACUGUAUGAUGUGGUGAAUUACAACAGCAAAGGGGAAUCAGCAGUAAGUGUCCAGGCUUUGCGGAGUCUGUGGGACCCGAAUGAGAAGAGCGGUGCUGAAAACAAUCAAAAGAUCCAGGAACAAACUGGUGGUGUAUGCACCAUAUUUCAGCCACCUGCACUGCCACCUAAAUCCAGAAAUAAAAAAUUGACUGCAACCGUGUCUGUAGACUCCAUCUCCCUGUCUCAGACUCCUGCUGUUCCAAAAAGGGGUGUUCCACUGGCAUUCUCCCUUAGUGGAUCUUUUUCUGAUAUGAACAGAGCAGAAAGACUCAGGGGUAAUACAAGCUCGAUAACCGGUCAGACUUCACUUUUAAACACCAACGCAAGCUAUCCUGGUGGCCAUGUGGCUCACUCUCAGCAGACGCCUGUGGGUAGCAGAAGCAAAUCUGUGCCAAUGCUAAACAAAAAUAAACCGGAUCAGCAAGAGGAGACCUAUUCAAACCAGUUUGACAGUCAAUCAUUCACAGUCUCAGCAUCUCAAUCCCACGCCACUGCCAAGAGGGUAACAUGCCACACAUAUUCACUUCAUGACCCCACAGUGUCUUUGAGACAGAGGGAUGAUCUUGAAUUGCUUAGUGCCAACCCACUGUACUAUACCUCUGAAAGACCUGAAUGGAGUUCAGGCUCUCUGAGAGCCACCAUGUAUGCUGAGAUUCAGCAGGAGCCAGCAAUUGCCACCUUCCCCAACUAUGAGCAGGUCCCCGGCAAGUCCACUGAAAACCAGGGAAACACUUACGAGUCGUUUGAUGACGUAAAGACCAAGCAGUCCAAAUCUACAUGGGGAAAAAAUCCCAAGGUUAUGGACUGGAUCGGCAGUUGCAGCGCGGUUGCCCCGGACAAGCCCGUGUCAGAGAAGCCUUUCGGUAAACCGAGCCAUUUCCGAAUGUAG
Molecule: messenger RNA, 1908 nt
Organism: Syngnathus acus (greater pipefish)
Lineage: Eukaryota; Metazoa; Chordata; Actinopteri; Syngnathiformes; Syngnathidae
Product: SH2 domain-containing protein 7
Exons: 6
Coding region: 556-1908 (450 amino acids)
Cellular component (GO): cytoplasm
Source: RefSeq, a predicted model, not a curated record